AUGCCUCCGUCGUGCCUGGGCGCAUGCAGCGGUGGCGGACUAGCCCUCUCCGCCCCCCGCCGCCGCGCCCCCUCCUACUGCAGCGUCGCGCCCCAUAGGGCUUCCGUCUCGUGCUCCGCCGCCGGCGGCAAGGCGUCGCCGCGGGGGAAGGACAACGUCUGGAGCGUCGAUAACGACCGCGCCGCCAAGGAGGCGGUCCGGGGCCCCAAGCACCGCCGCAGGAGACGACCCAGCGGUCGCCGCCUGCCGCCGCCGAAGAGGAAGGGGAAGGAUGCGGAGUCGAGGGUUCUAGUGUCUGGAGCCAUGCUUGUGGAGGUCGAGACUGUGCUCCAAGCUCAGGAACCUGUCAUAAAGCCUUCUUGGGAUACAUUUGCAAGUAGUUUAAGUGGUAACUGGAAGGGUGUUGGAGCUGUCUUCUCGCCAAUCACAGCAGAGAUGGAGCCUGUUGGAGUUGGGAGCAAAGAAGAGUACCUUUAUGACUGCUACACUCUUUCUCACAUUGAGAGAUCUUUUGAUGGUGGUCAUGGCUCUGAGAUCCAAAGGAAGACAAAUUGGGUCCCAAUCAAUCCUUUUGGUGAAGCUGAGAAGCAGAUCACAUCAUAUGACGGUGGGAGUCAAAGCACUUCCAGUGGGAAGGGAACUGCUAAUUUACCUUCAUAUGAGUCUUUUGAUCUUAACAGGAGUGCUGUGCUUGAUGAAGAAACUUUUUCUAUGGAGCCUGGAAUUGUAUUUUUUGAGGACGGAUCAUACUCUAGAGGUCCAGUUGAUAUAGCAAUUGGUGAAUACGAUGAAUCUAAAUAUUUCCUUUCACCAACAUAUAAGUUUGAGCAAUGUCUUGUUAAAGGUUGCCACAAUAGAUUGCGGAUUGUGCAUACAAUUGAGUUUAACGAAGGAGGAGCUAACAUACAAAUUGUAAGGGUUGCUGUGUAUGAAGAAAAAUGGGCCAGCCCAGCAAAUAUCCAUUUUGAAGAUGAUACACUUGUUGACCUUAAACCAUUCUCUCAAAGAAGCCGGACGAAACCAUCGGAACUGACAGGCUCCUGGAAAGUAUACGAAGUCAGUGCAACCCCAAUUUUCAGUGAUGAAAUGCAAGAACUAGAAGGCGGUUCUCCUUUUGUCUACUUGUGCAUGGAGACGGUGAAGAAGAGAACCCUGCCAGAGAGUUCAGUUUUCUUUGGGGAGGAGGAGAUGCUCGACAUGCAGGAUGUCACCGUGCUUUGGUUACCUGGUGGCGUCACUGCUUAUGUUGACAUCAGUGAAGACGGCAUACUCUGUAUCGGAGUUGGGUGGUACUCAGAAGAAGGGAUUAACCUGGUGAUGGAGAGAGACUAUGGAACCGAUGGGAGGCUCAGGGAGAUCUCGCUCUUCUUUUGGGGGUCAAACACGCCAUUGCAACCUGAAGACAUUCAUCUGGAUACCCCAGCUUCAGCUCCACCUUGCUUGAAACUUGAAAGUCUCUGGGAGACUGGCACUGGCUAG
Messenger RNA from Miscanthus lutarioriparius, 1479 nucleotides. The record is from the annotation of a GenBank genome assembly. NCBI's taxonomy places the organism in Eukaryota, Viridiplantae, Streptophyta, Magnoliopsida, Poales, Poaceae.